AUGUAACAUCUUUAUCGCUGGGAUAACCAGAGCAGUCAAGAUGCCCGAACCAGCGAAGUCUGCACCGAAGAAAGGCUCCAAGAAGGCAGUGACUAAGACUGCCGGGAAAGGAGGCAAGAAGAAGAGAAAGACCAGGAAGGAGAGUUACGCCAUCUAUGUGUACAAGGUGCUGAAGCAGGUCCACCCUGACACCGGUAUCUCGUCCAAGGCCAUGAGCAUCAUGAACUCCUUUGUGAACGACAUCUUCGAGCGCAUUGCUGCUGAGGCUUCUCGUCUGGCUCACUACAACAAGCGCUCCACCAUCACUUCCAGGGAGAUUCAGACCGCAGUGCGUCUGCUGCUGCCCGGUGAGCUGGCUAAGCACGCCGUGUCUGAGGGCACCAAGGCUGUGACCAAGUACACCAGCUCCAAGUAAACAACCAUCCGUCUUGUGACCAACUAACGGCUCUUUUAAGAGCCACCA
This is a messenger RNA of Scatophagus argus, 463 nucleotides long. Its product is annotated as histone H2B 1/2. The transcript has a single exon. Bases 41 to 415 code for a protein of 124 amino acids. Gene Ontology annotation, cellular component: nucleosome. Lineage: Eukaryota; Metazoa; Chordata; Actinopteri; Scatophagidae. The record is from RefSeq and is a predicted model, not a curated record. Gene Ontology annotation, molecular function: protein heterodimerization activity; structural constituent of chromatin; DNA binding.